Molecule: messenger RNA, 3525 nt
Organism: Stylonychia lemnae
Lineage: Eukaryota; Ciliophora; Spirotrichea; Sporadotrichida; Oxytrichidae
Source: the annotation of a GenBank genome assembly
AUGCAUGUUUAAUCAUAAAUUGUAUUAAAAAGCUUUAAAUAUGAGUCUGCAACUGGUGAAGCUAAUUAAGCUGGGAUUGUGAAAAAAUUAGAGACAAUGAUCUUAAUUAUUUCAGCUUUUGACAUAUUUAAUUAAGGGAACCUAAAUGAAAUUCACCAGGUCAAAUAGUUCAAAAUACUAGGGCCAUACGAAAAUGAUGUAUCCAAGUUCUAACAGACAAGAAUUAUCAUGGGUGCAUAGGACUGUUUCCGUGCUAGAAACUACAAGGUGGCGGAUAACUUAGUUGAUACCUUACUAAUCCACGAGGAAGAAGAAGUAAGAGGUAAAGGUCUCUAAUUUACAGCAGCUUUACUUGUUUAUGAGGUAUGCCGCAUUUUUAUUUUCGAGGUAACCACCAUCAAAGUGAAAGAUGAACGCAUCAAGAGUGGUAUCGGCUCUAUCUUUUUUGGAGAUGUUGUGUAAUACAUCUCGGAAACUACCCAUGCUAUAAACUAUACUGCUGGUUGCAUGGCUAAUCAAAAUGUCUUCAAACCAGAAGAAAGCGAAGAGAUAAAGAAGGAGGAUAGCCUCGAGAUAGUAGAAAAGAAAUCUACUAAAUCAAAGAAGUCGGGUUUAUUUACUGUGUCUACAUCCAGGGUUUCCAAACAUUGCAACUAUGGGAACUGUGACUGGAAGGAAAGUGAUGGCGGGAGAUGGGUUCGUCAUUUAAAAGGAGUACACAAGUAAAAUGAAACUCCUGAUGAAUCUAAAUAUUCUAAAUGUGUUGGAGAGUGUGUCUUUAUUGUUUAAAAGUAUCUGCUCUAAGAGAAAGAGGUACGAUUAUAUUACCUCUAAGAAUCUAGUCGUCUGUAAUGUUUGUGCCAGCAAGAAGGUACCAAAGAAAAAUACGAUAAGAGAGAGAGAGAGAGAGAUGAGUCUCCUCUUAUUAUUAAUGAUGAUGCUGAAGAUCUAGGUAUGAUCCAAGACUAGGGACUCUCUCAGUCUGCGUUACAGCAUCUCCAAACAAAGUAAAUGGGAGUUUAGUCUGAUUUAGAUGUCAUCAUGCAGCAGCUAUCUGAAGAAUAAAUAGGUGGGUAUGGGAAAAAGGGGUCUGCGAUAAAGGGUAGUGCUCCUUCUAAGAGAGUCAAGAAUGAUAUCUCCUCUUCUGUCAUUCAUGGCAUAACUACUACUAUGGCAUCAACAACUAGUUCAUAGACAAACGCUUUAUCUCUAUCUAACAUCUAGAUGGAUGAUCAAUCAUCUAUAGCUGCUAUCACUUUAGUGUCCCAGACAAAAUAAGAUGAAGAUGAACAAAUUAAGCAUUUAACAGCCAUCUUAUCAAGCAAUGAAGAUGUAUCAAUCACAGUCUUCAAAAUCGCACAUAUAUGCCAUCUUUUUAGUUUAAGAUGUGCUGCAAAGUAUAUUGCUAAACUCCAUUGCAAGCCUCUUACUAAUGGUAUCAUACUGCUUGAAACACAUUGUUGUGUAUCCGCUUUAUCUAAUUCAGACAUUACACUAGUUGAAGUAAUUAUGAUAAAGUUUGGUGUAUAUGUGUCAAGUGUUUACUACAACGAUGCUUCGUAGUGGAUACAGAAGAGCCGGAAGUAUACCACAUAGUAGUAGAUAAAAUUAAUGUAACACUACUAAAGUAAUGGUAGUUUUACCAAUUAAAGUGUAAUGACUUUAUCGAUAGUCAUACAAUAAGCAGAGCCGUCAUCAUUCAUACCUUUCGUUUAAUAAUCAAUGAUUAAUAUGAGAGGUCAGAUGAUUACAAUAAUGAAUAACAUUAUCAGUAAGCCUCGCCAACAAACGAUCACAUAAUAAUAAUUCCGAGAGGUCAUCCUAUGUUUAACUGAUGAUAGUGUUGCCAGUAUAGUUGACAAAGUAAUCAACUUAAAGGUUACACCUCUAGUUAAAUGGAAGUAGCUAAUUGAAUCUACUCCUAAUGUGUCCAAUGUGACUGAUGCUGAAUCCAUCUAGACAGCUAUGGAUAGCUCCAUCUUAGUCCAGAAUAAUGGCAGUAUCAUUAUGAUAUACCUGAUGAGUAGUGCAGAUACUAAAGUCCAUGAUGAGUUCAUUAGUAAACAUCUAAUGAAAAGAGAUCAGUAAAAGUUCGCUGAUAUACUUUACUAUGUCUAUGAUGCAGACACUAAAGUUCAGUAUCAUGUUGGUAUCGAGUUUGAACCAGAAACAAGUGCGAUCGUUUUGAUAGAUGAAGCCGAAACCUUCAGGCUUGAUAAUCCAGAGAAAUUUAAAACUUUUACCUCUGCUAAUGCUUGUAUAGGCUUAACAGAAAAUCCAGCUAUGACCAAGAUGGAGUCAAUAGUUUAAGAGUAGCUGAACUUCAAGUAGAACUCUUACUUUUUAGAUGAAGGCACCAUUGAUACUUACGAGAAGAUAUCAAUGGACUCAGAGAUGGAUGUACCUGACAAUAAAACUAAAAUAUCUUACAUCGCUGAUAUAGCUAAACUUAAUCCUGUGCUUGUGUUUGGCAAUGAGGUACUAUUAGUAGCUCUCAAUGAAGCUAAGAUCAAUGUAGUCUCAAUAGACAAUGAGAUUGCCUACAAACUCCUAAGAUAGUUAGACACUUUAGGAGAAGAUAUGAUUUACACUACUAAUGAUCAAAAUCUUUACCCAUCACACUUAUAAUUGCUCAGAGUUUGCAAAGCAGAAAAGAUGCUAUGCAAGGCUUUAACAGAGUAGGAAGAUUCGGAGAUGAAUGCAAGAUAGGAAGGUUUAGUGAUACAUCUGUCUUAAAUUUUGCUAAAAAACGGCAGAUGUCUCUAUAGCACUAUUAACUACCACAACAAAGACAUCAAUAGCAAUAGAUGUUUGAAUCUUUUCAAGAACUACUAUCCAACACACAGAGCAAGUCUUUUUUAAAUUUAUAUUACUCAGAAAGACUCCUGGUGGUCUAAUAUAACUAAGCAGAUGGAAAGGUUCUACGGUCAGAACAUAGAAGGUCCAGAAGAAGAAUCGGAAAGAAUUAGCAACCAUGGCUUCUGGAUAGGUAACGAAUCAAUUAAAAAUGAGCAUGCGUACGAUUCAGAACUUUCUCAAGCAAUUGUUGAUUUUUUAAAAGGUAAAGGAGCUCAAUCAGUAGUUGAUUUCGGCUGUGGGCCAGGAAAAUACACUGAGGCUUUGCUAAAAAAUGGAUUAAAUUGUGUAGGUUAUGAUGGAAACCCUGAAACACCUGCAAUUACUAAUGGCUUAUGCAAGGUAAUUGAUUUAGCAGAAGAUUUCUAGCUUGAAACUUAAUUUGAAUGGGUUUUAUGCUUGGAGGUUGGAGAGCAUAUCCCAAAAGAGUUUGAAUCUGUAUUACUUAGGAAUCUAAAGAACCACUGUUAAAAGGGGAUUAUUCUCAGUUGGGCUGUUAUUGAUCAACCAGGGUUUGGUCACUGCAAUUGCUAGAACAAUGAUUAUGUAAAAAAGACAAUGGCUGAUCUAGGGUUCAUUGCUGACUAAGAAAGUGAAACAAUUUUGAGAGAAAAAUCAUCUCUUCCUUGGUUUAAAAAUACAAUCUUGGUAUUUACAAAUGCAGUAUGA